AUGACAGAAAGUGUAGGUGGAAAUAAACUAGUAGAUUUUUUGGUAAAUGUUCAAUCCAUUUUGAAUGCUGCCUCUGUGAAAUGUCAUGUAGUAGAUGAAAGUUUUCCAGCCAAGUUCUUUGAGAAAAAUCCGGAUAAGAUAUAUGAAUCAUAUUGUAAAUUCAUUAAAAAUAGAAGUAACUCUGAAGGUUUGAUACGUAAUGAAGAUAAAUUAGUUUUGACAACUAUCAAUAAGAGGUUUGAAAAUGGAGAGUACGAACCCAUACAAGGUGGGUUUUAUAAGCUGUAUCACGACAUUAAGCUGGUUUGUACAAUCCUCAUUCACUUUUAUCCUCAGGGUACAAGAAACUACCAAUUAGUCGACAAGUUCUACAAAUUUUCUUCAGAGCUUUUAUUACGAGAAUGUUGUAGGAUAGGAAUUGCUCUAACGCAAACUAAUAAUAUUAAAUCAAGAAGUGGUAAGUUGUUGAGCGGAAACGAGAUGGAUGAAUACGACGAUGACGAUGCAACAGAACUAGACAAAAUAAUCUCUUAUGAUUUUAUUAAGAUUUCUAUGAAUUACACAGUGCCGAUUUCUCAAACAUAUCAGAUAAGAACGAAGGAUAUGGACCUUUUUUCUUCGAUAAUUUCUAAAUCUAAUCUUGACAAAAGACCUCAUGAACUUCCUAAUACAAACUUCAAAAUAAACAACGUCUUACCUCAAACUGAUAUAGAAAACGAAGCUCCAAGAUUAGGAUUUGUAGGCGCUAAUACUAGUAAUAUUCCGGACCCUACGUUACCACCAACUGAAAUGAUGACUAGAUUUUUGCAUCCAAAUUGGUAUGCUUUACCUACAACCGUCUGGCUAAAAUAUGGUAAUUAUAAUUCUUGGGCACCUUCCUUUAAUGAAAACGGCACCGUUGUGGAUUCGACAACAAGGGGUCUUAUUUGGCUUGAAAGAAUUGGUUAUAUGGACUUGUAUGAAAAAAAUGAAAAGAAAGUAAAACAAGAAGAAUUACUGAACACGAAUGAAGAAGGCAUAAACAGGAAGCAGAACGAUGAAAACAACAAAAAUGUUGACGGCAAAAGCAAUGGCGUUCAGGACGAUGGUGGUGAUAAUGAUAAUGAUGCGACUAUCGCUUCUGCAAAUUCAGAGAGUACUGAGAAUAAGGAACAAUUCAUAAUCAAGCUUCAAAACUUAUAUAAUUGGACACCAUCUAAUUACAUUGGAGAUGACGAAAUUGAGAACUUUCGAAAUGGCACACCAGAUAAGUUGGUUUCAGACUCUCUCUUAAAACUUAAAAGACUUAGAAAGGAGAGGAUUUUAAAUAAAGUUUUGAAGCCUACUACGGAGGAACGAGAAUUAUACUUCAAAGUGAAAAGAAUACUAAAGGAGGUUAUCUUAGCAAAGAAGGUUUCCAAGGUUCCUAUAAACAAUGUAAGGGCCUUUCCAGUAUUACAAACAAACUAUAAUGGUAGCAUACCUGUGGUAAGGGCGCAACCAGGUCGUAAACGGAAACACAAGAAAUAA
This is a messenger RNA of Saccharomyces cerevisiae S288C, 1509 nucleotides long. RefSeq names its product Rsc58p (gene RSC58). Gene Ontology annotation, biological process: chromatin organization. The transcript has a single exon. Bases 1 to 1509 code for a protein of 502 amino acids. The record is from RefSeq and is marked reviewed. Gene Ontology annotation, cellular component: nucleus. NCBI's taxonomy places the organism in Eukaryota, Fungi, Ascomycota, Saccharomycetes, Saccharomycetales, Saccharomycetaceae.